AUGUUAAAGACCAUUGCCAAAUAUAUAUUCUAUGCCUUUUUGGCUUCAUCUUAUAAAUCAUUACCGGGUGCUUAUUAUAUAAGAUUUUGGUAUCAAGCAGCAAUAAACAUUAUAAUACCAAAAUAUAUUAAAUCAUUAAUUAUAAAUGAUUUAUCAUCAAAAUCACCAUUUGAAACAUCAAGUAUACAUACAUAUAAUUCCCCAUUUGAAUGUGAUGGAUAUUUCCAUAAAUCAAAUUCAACUUAUUUUGAAGAAUUAGAUAUAUCAAGAACAAAAUUAAUGACUACAAUUUUCCAAAAAUUUUUCAUGUUUUAUAAGACAGAAUCUAAGACAUGGCCUUAUGUACCUGUUGCCAACGUGUUUUCUACAUUCAAGAAAGAGAUUAAACCUUAUCAAAAAUACGAAGUUAAGAAUAGAAUUCUUGGAUGGGAUCAAAAAUGGUUAUUUAUUUUGUCAAAAUUUGUUUCAAUUGGUAAAAAAGGUGAAGUUAUUCAUGCUGUUUGUAUAACUAAAUAUGUUUUAAAAGAUGGUAGAAAAACUGUUAGUCCAAGAGAUGCAUUAAAAUUUUGUGGUUAUCAAGUUGAAAAAUAUGAAAAAGAAUCUGAAAAGGGAGUUGAAUUGGUUAAAUGGUUUGUUGAUACUGGUGAUGUUGAAGUUUUAGAUAUAUAG
Messenger RNA from Hansenula ciferrii, 669 nucleotides. Its product is annotated as acyl-CoA thioesterase. The record is from RefSeq and is a predicted model, not a curated record. The coding region runs from base 1 to 669 and encodes 222 amino acids. The transcript has a single exon. Lineage: Eukaryota; Fungi; Ascomycota; Saccharomycetes; Phaffomycetales; Wickerhamomycetaceae.